Messenger RNA from Penicillium manginii, 1281 nucleotides. Its product is annotated as putative zinc metallopeptidase. The transcript has 2 exons. The record is from RefSeq and is a predicted model, not a curated record. Bases 1 to 1281 code for a protein of 426 amino acids. NCBI's taxonomy places the organism in Eukaryota, Fungi, Ascomycota, Eurotiomycetes, Eurotiales, Aspergillaceae. Gene Ontology annotation, molecular function: hydrolase activity.
AUGCAGGACAAGAACUUUACCGAUGGCAAGUCCAGUAUACAGGACUUCCUGGACCGAUAUCGACCGGACCUGAAGCCGUUCGAGGACAUAUACCGGAAUCUACACAGCCAACCCGAAUUAUCGGGACAAGAAGAGCAAACAGCCAAACUAGCAGCCGAGCAUUUAAAGUCUCUAGGAUAUGAUGUGCAUACGGGAAUUGGGGGUCACGGGGUAACGGGCGUUCUUAGGAACGGAGACGGUCCAAAAUUAUUACUCCGAGCCGACAUGGAUGCCCUACCAGUGGAGGAAAAGACCGGAUUACCCUACGCAAGCACCCGAGUCGUCAAGGGCCCGGAUGGCGUAAGCACAUCAGUUAUGCAUGCAUGCGGACACGACUCACAUGUUACGACUCUCAUGGCAGCCUCAUCGCUGUUAUAUUCCGCGCGCGAUCAUUGGAGCGGCACGUUGAUAUGUAUCUUCCAGCCAGCAGAAGAGCAUUUAACCGGUGCACAGGCAAUGCUAGACGACGGGCUAUACGAUAAGAUCCCAAAGCCGGAUCUCGUUCUUGCCCAGCAUGUUAUGCGCAUGCGAGCUGGGACGGUCAGUAUUCGCGAAGGCGCUUUCCUUACCGCUGCGGAUGCCUUCGAUGUGCGUGUUUUCGGUCGUGGCGGCCACGGCUCUUCGCCGCAGACGACUAUCGACCCGAUUGUUAUCGGCGCCUCGAUUGUGAUGCGCUUGCAGACUAUUGUUUCUCGGGAGGUUGUUCCUGGUGAACUGGCUGUGGUGUCGUGCGGUAGCAUCAACUCGGGCCAUUCGUCGAAUAUCAUUCCGGAUUAUCUAGAUCUGCAGCUGAGUGUGCGGACGUUCAAGCCCGAGGUGCGUGAAAAGGUCUGCAAGGCUAUCCGUCGAAUUAUUGAGGCAGAAUGUGAGGCUGGGGGCGCUGUUGAGAAACCUAAAAUCACACGGACAUUCUCCAGCCCUUCUACGGUCAACGAUGGGAAGACGGUUUGCGCCCUGCGCUCUACAUUUAAGUCUUUCUUCCAGGAGCGUCUUAUCGAAGUGGACCGUCCUGCUGCCAGUGAAGACUUUUCGCUUUUGGCAACUGCUGCUGGGGCACCUUAUGCGAUGUGGAUUUUUGGGGGCAUUGAAGGGAAAACCUGGGAUGAUGCCGUGGCUAAAGGCACAGUCAAUGAGCUGCCCAAUAAUCACUCACCAUUCUUCGCGCCGGCGAUAGAGCCAACUCUGAAAACUGGUGUCGAUGCCUUAGCAUUGGGCGCACUGACAUUCUUUAAGCGGAAAUAA